Molecule: messenger RNA, 3694 nt
Organism: Bombina bombina (fire-bellied toad)
Lineage: Eukaryota; Metazoa; Chordata; Amphibia; Anura; Bombinatoridae
Gene: NEMF
Product: nuclear export mediator factor
Biological process (GO): rescue of stalled cytosolic ribosome; ribosome-associated ubiquitin-dependent protein catabolic process
Cellular component (GO): RQC complex
Molecular function (GO): tRNA binding; ribosomal large subunit binding
Source: RefSeq, a predicted model, not a curated record
AGUGGAGUGAGGAUCCAUAGUUCAGUUUCCUGAACCAGUGUUAUGGAUCGGUGUCGUUAGUUUCUUGAAUCAUCAUGAAGAACAGAUUUAACACUAUAGACAUCCGGGCUGUCAUUGCAGAGCUAAAUGACAGUUUGCUGGGCAUGCGCGUGAAUAACGUUUAUGAUGUGGACAAUAAGACCUAUCUAAUUCGUCUUCAAAAACCAGACUCAAAAUCUGUACUUUUAAUUGAAUCUGUACGAAUUCAUACUACAGAAUUUGAAUGGCCGAAAAAUAUGAUGCCAGUCAGGGUUCGCCAUGAGUGCCGCAAACAUUUGAAAUCUCGGCGAUUGGUCAGUGUUAAACAGCUGGGCGUGGACAGAAUUGUGGAUUUUCAGUUUGGCUCAGAUGAUGCCGCUUAUCAUUUGAUUAUAGAGUUGUAUGAUCGGGGUAAUAUUGUUCUCACAGACCACGAAUAUCUGAUUUUAAACAUCUUGAGGUUUCGCACAGAUGAGGCUGACGACGUGAAGUUUGCUGUUCGAGAGCACUAUCCUGUUGAUAAUGCAAAACCACUGGAGCCCCUUCUCACCUUUGAUAGACUGACAGAAAUCCUGACAAAUGCACAAAAAGGAGAGCAACUAAAAAGGAUUCUAAACCCGCAUCUGCCCUAUGGUGCCACUAUGAUUGAGCACUGUCUGUUAGAUACUGGCGUACCGAGCAACAUUAAGAUAGACCAACUCUCAGGAACCACAGAUUUUGAAAAGGUUCAUGCGGCCUUGAAGAAGGCAGAGGAAUAUCUGGAUCUCACCCUGAACUUCAAAGGAAAGGGCUACAUUAUCCAGAAGAGAGAAAAGAAACCGUGCCUGGAGCCUAACAAACCCUCAGAAGAUAUCCUCACAAACGAGGAAUUUCACCCCUUCUUGUUUGCACAACAUCUGAACUGUCCAUAUGUGGAGUUUGAUUCCUUUAAUAAGGCUGCUGAUGAGUUUUAUUCCAAGCUAGAAGGUCAGAAGAUAGAUUUGAAGGCACUUCAACAGGAAAAACAAGCCUUGAAAAAGUUGGAAAAUGUCCGUAAAGAUCAUGUACACAGACUUGAAUCACUUCAUUCUGCUCAGGAAAUUGACAAAGUGAAAGGGGGAACUUUGAAAUGAAACUUGGACAUUGUAGAUAGAGCCGUUCAAGUGGUGCGCAGUGCUCUAGCGAAUCAGAUUGAUUGGACGGAGAUUGGAGUCGUCGUUAAGGAAGCGCAGGUUCAGGGAGAUCCAGUCGCACUGGCUAUCAAAGAAUUGAAACUCCAAACAAAUCAUAUCACCAUGAUGCUGAAAAACCCAUAUGCAUUGUCAGAAGGAGAGGAGGAGGAUGGGGAAGACGAAAAAGUGGAAGCAGAAGAACCAAAAGGAAAGAAGAAGAAAAAUAAAAAUAAACAGCAGCCGAAGAAAGCUCAGAAAAACAAACCUGUACUUGUGGACGUGGAUCUUAACCUGUCUGCCUACGCCAAUGCCAAAAAAUACUAUGAUUACAAGAGACACGCAGCAAAGAAGCAACAGAAAACUGUGGAAGCUGCAGAAAAGGCGUUUAAGUCAGCGGAAAAGAAAACCAAGCAAACCUUGAAGGAAGUCCAGACUGUCAGCACCAUUCAGAAAGCCAGAAAAGUGUAUUGGUUUGAGAAGUUUUUGUGGUUCAUAAGUUCAGAGAACUAUCUGAUCAUUGCUGGGCGAGACCAACAGCAGAAUGAGAUGAUUGUUAAGCGGUAUUUAAAAUCAGGUGACCUAUACGUUCAUGCUGAUCUCCAUGGAGCCACAAGCUGUGUUAUAAAGAACCCCUCAGGGGAGCCGAUACCCCCGCGCACACUGACUGAAGCUGGCACCAUGGCUGUUUGCUACAGCGCUGCCUGGGAUGCGCGAGUUAUUACUAGUGCCUGGUGGGUGCAUCACAAUCAGGUGUCAAAGACAGCGCCAUCUGGAGAGUAUCUGACCACAGGAAGCUUCAUGAUCAGAGGCAAAAAGAAUUUCCUGCCACCGUCAUAUCUGAUGAUGGGCUUUGGAUUUCUGUUUAAGGUGGAUGAGCCUUGUGUUUGGAGACAUAAAGGUGAACGAAGGGUUAAGAUACAGGAUGAAGAUCUGGAGAGUGUAACCAGCAGCAACACAGAGUUGGCUGCUGAAGAUACGGAACCCUUAGAAGUUCAAGAACAGGAGGAUGAGAGCAGCAGCAGUGAGAAUGAAGAGGGGGACAAAUCAGACCUACAACACACAAAGAACGCUAAAUCUGAAGAACAAAAUGAUGAGGGUGAUGAGGAUCCCGAAGAAGCUUUAUCAUCAGAAGAAAGUGAUCACGACAGCUCUCACUCUUCUGAAGUAAACAGCGCAGUGAAGGAAGAACAAACCUCAGAGUUUAGCUUUCCUGACACCUCUAUAGACUUGUCUCAUCUCCAGGGAAAGAGAACAUUAAACAGACCUGUCUCUGUGGAGUCCACAACAAAUGCAGAGGAUAACAGGAAUGACAACAAAUCUCUUGGUCGAAAACAUAUGUCUGCUAAAGAAAGACGUGAAAUGAAGAAAAAGAAGAAGCCUGGUGAGCUGGAUGAUAAUGAACUUACAGGAGAUAAGGAAAAUGAGAGUAAAGCUGAGGCACAAACUUCCCAGAAUACUACACAAGGCGGAGCAGAGCAGCAGCCAGUUAGAAGAGGCCAGAAGAGUAAACUAAAGAAGAUGAAAGAAAAGUACAAAGAUCAAGAUGAGGAAGACCGCGAGCUUAUAAUGCAGCUACUCGGAUCUGCCGGUUCAAACAAAGAUGAUAAAGCAAAAAAGGGGAAGAAAGGUAAAAUAAAAGAAGAAGUGGUGAAAAAACAGCCGCAGAAAGCAAAAGGUGGCGGGCGCGGUAAUAUACCUGUAAAGAAGGAAAACCCAGAUGUGUUCUUGACGGAGGACAUGCAAGACCUGACCCUAGAGGAGCAACAGGAAGAAAAGGACGAGCAAGAGCAAGAUCCACAAGGAACAGAGGAAGCAGAAAACCUUCUUGACUCGCUAACUGGGCAGCCACAUGCGGAGGACGUGCUUCUGUUCGGUGUGCCAGUGUGUGCGCCCUACACUGCCAUGACCAGUUACAAAUAUAAAGUAAAAUUAACCCCAGGGACACAGAAGAAAGGAAAAGCUGCAAAAACAGCUUUGAAUAGUUUCAUGCAUUCCAAAGAAUCCACAUCCAGAGAUAAAGAUUUACUGCGCAGUGUAAAGGACACUGACCUGUCAAGAAAUAUGCCUGGCAAAGUAAAAGUGUCGGCACCAAACUUGAUGAAUACAAAAAAGAAAUGAUCACAUAUAUUUUAUUGGUACAAUAAGUAUUAUUGUAAAUACGAAUUACUACCGCCACGUUCAUUUAUGGAACCGUCAAAUGGUCUUUAUGUCCGAUUCACUUGUGGGACCUUCAUACAUCAAUAUUAAAAAUAAGAAAUGUUUUUAAAUGCAAUAAAAAGCAUAACUGUUGUGAUAUAAAUCAUUUUGCUACCGGAGGACAUUUGUCAAAUCCAUCUGUUCUUUUCAAAGUAUUGCUGGAGGCGUUUAACACAAGGAUGCGCAUAUUAAAGUAUGUUUGUGAAAUUGAAAAAGAAAAAAGGACUGAUUUCAAUUAUUUGCAAAGAGUUUUUAAAUGUCCUGUUUGGCCGUUUUAAUAUAAAUACUUGUGGAUUAUGACGACACACAAUUAAAAGUAAUGGCUUUCA